AUGAUCGGACCAGCGGAAGUACUGGUGAAGCCGGACGGGGAAGCCAACGGCGACAUGGAUGACGCAGUCUGUUACCACGAAGGCGGAGACAUCUUCCCGGAAGAUAUCGAGAACCACAUGGCGGUGUUGCCGGAAGUCGAGGCCACCACGAGAGAAGUCACGAUAGGAGUAGCCCCGCACUUACGUGAGAAGUUAUCCAUGCUCAUCAAGGGACUGUUGUCGGCGACAAUCAUUACCCCUUCAACCUCACACUGGGCGUCACCCAUAGUGGUCAUUAUAAAGGCAAACGGCAUGGAUAUCCGCCUCUGCAUCGAUUACCAAGUAGUAAACAGCUUGACGAGAUUGAUGGUGUACCCGAUGCUGUUGAUCAACGAUCUCCUCGAUGACUUGGACAAGGUGUUUUGGUACUGCUCCCUCGACAUGGCGAGUGAGUCCUGGGUCGUGUCCAUGACGCCACGGGCGAGACUGAUUUCAGCGUUUACCACACCAUUCGGAUUAGUCGAGUGGACGAGGAUGCCGUUCGGUCUAAAGAACGCUCCGCAGAUCUACCAGCGGAUCGUAGACAACGUCCUAUAUGAGCACAUGCGCAUCAAGCCCGACCAAGACAAGGCAGUAGAUGUGCGAUCGUACGUCGACGACAUUCUCGUGACUGGAGACACGUGGACAGCAUGUCCGAAAGACCUCGAAGCCUUCUCGAAUCUCCCGUUCCCCACCAAGCUGAAGUCAAUGCAGUCGUUUCUUGGAAGCCUGAAUUACGACAUCCGGUUCAUCGAGGACUUUGCAGUCUAUGGAAAAGAAGAAAUCCUAGGAGCGAUCGCUGCGAGCAUCACGCCUCGAAAGGAAGUUGAUGAAGCCCUAAUCGCAAUAGCCCCGAAGCAGCUACCUCGGAAGAUGAUUGCCAUGAUUACUCCAACCGUAGAGCCGAAAGAGAGCCUGUUGGUGGCGAGCUUUGACGGAUCGGCACGAGCGAAGCGUGCGGGAGGCGCAUACAGUGCGAUCCUCUGGAAACUCCUCGAGUGGACGAUCCUCGAAGCAAUGUCCGAACACAUGCCGGACUUGACAGUGAACGAGGCGGAGUACAGAGGAUUGCUACUGUGUUUCGAUCUCCUCUCGACUCAACCCAGGGGACGAGUCGUGAUCUGUGGUGGCUCCAACUUGGUGAUCCGCUAG
Phytophthora megakarya is the source of this 1170-nucleotide messenger RNA. Lineage: Eukaryota; Oomycota; Peronosporomycetes; Peronosporales; Peronosporaceae. The record is from the annotation of a GenBank genome assembly.